GCGGCGAUCGCGCGACGACAGGCGGCGAAGCGCGACGUGCGCGUGCGCGCGGAUUGGUCGCUCGGGUCCACGGAGAACAUGAUUGUGUGCGCGAACACGGCCGCGAUCAUGGGCGCGAUGCGCUUCGGCCUUAUGCCGAGCGUGAAGAAGAACUACAACGGCGCGUCGAGCCACACGGCGAUGGUGGAACAAGCGAGCACGAAGAACAUCGGCUCGCGCGAUCCGGCGGGGUUCACCGCCGUCGACGUUCUCGCCGCGGGUUCGUUCGCGACGAUUAUCUCGGCCGGGGAAAUCCUCGCGGGUCAAGUGCCGUACUAA
This is a messenger RNA of Ostreococcus lucimarinus CCE9901, 318 nucleotides long. RefSeq names its product putative psaK, PSI-K, subunit X, photosystem I polypeptide (gene psaK). The record is from RefSeq and is a predicted model, not a curated record. The annotation marks the transcript as partial. Gene Ontology annotation, cellular component: photosystem I; membrane. The transcript has 2 exons. Gene Ontology annotation, biological process: photosynthesis. Lineage: Eukaryota; Viridiplantae; Chlorophyta; Mamiellophyceae; Mamiellales; Bathycoccaceae.